Chelmon rostratus (copperband butterflyfish) is the source of this 5120-nucleotide messenger RNA. It is a transcript of the gene gnas, whose product is annotated as GNAS complex locus. The coding region runs from base 1540 to 2679 and encodes 379 amino acids. The record is from RefSeq and is a predicted model, not a curated record. Gene Ontology annotation, biological process: adenylate cyclase-activating dopamine receptor signaling pathway; sensory perception of chemical stimulus. Gene Ontology annotation, cellular component: heterotrimeric G-protein complex. Gene Ontology annotation, molecular function: ionotropic glutamate receptor binding; GTP binding; D1 dopamine receptor binding. The transcript has 12 exons. Lineage: Eukaryota; Metazoa; Chordata; Actinopteri; Chaetodontiformes; Chaetodontidae.
UAUUCUCGGAGAGAGAGAAAGCGAGAGAGAGAAAGGGAGAAAAUAAUAACCUCCAAGAAUUGCUUAUUCCCGUCUUUCACCUUCCUCGACCAGCGGCCAGGAGGGGAGCGGCCUUCGCGGUGGGAAUGUGCUGCUACAACAACCCCGCGUCCUAUUUUUUGUGAAUGUAAAUGCACAUGUAGUCUCAAGCCUCUAGCCUAUCUACCCACCUCGGAUUCAAGAGGAAUAUAUACACAUAUAUAUAUGUGUGUGUGUGUGUGUGUGUGUGUUUGUAUGAGAGUGUGUAUACAUAUAUAGGCCUUAUGUAGGCUAUAAAAACUGAGCCUGACAGCGGGGGUUGCUUUUUCACCUGCAAGAAACGUGGAUACAUUUCGAGGGAUUUUCACAUCUUGGUCACGCUUUCUUUUUCUUUUCUUUUCCCUUUUUUUUAUGUUUUUUCUCCUGAAGGGAUUCAUCGGAGUCGACACGGGAAUUAAAAAAAAACUCUAUCGGUGCGCAGUUUUGGAGGCUCGGUGGUGAUGUGAAGGGCUGAUAACACAUUUCAGCAACAAAAGCGAGGGGCAGGGAGAGAGAGAAGGCCCUUUGGAGGAGAAAACACAGCAAGGAACAGCCAUCACAACUAAGGAGGGCAAAUCGGGGGAUAUUGGAUCGUGUCGGAGUUGGAGGUGGUGGGGGAUCCGGCCGAAAAGACAGCCGCAGUGAGUUUGGAGCUGUUUUGGGUUGAUUUGAUGCGGCGAAUGAAAAGGAGCCGGAUGACGACGGAAGCAAUGAGAAUAUCACACAUGUAGCUCGUUUGGGUGUAAAUAUUAUUUUCCUUCCUACUGUCCUGCUGCCCCCCCCGACGAAGACAGCUGUCGGGGAGACAUAGAAUAGGUCGAGAGUGUAAGUGUGCACCUAUGGAAAUGUUUAUGAUGAAAGGGGACAUGGAAGCGAGCCGCGCCACAGCACGGGCGAGGUUUUCGGACACGCCGAGUUCGGCUCCUUGUCACGGGCAGCAGUGAGACGCAAGACCCGGGCUUUUGGAGAUGCAAAUCAGGCUGUUUAUUCUGCCUCCGUUUGAGGCGAAACCCCGAUUUUUUGUAUCUUAACGGACGUUGUGGAUUACAGUUCUUGGCGCUACACACUUGACCUGGGGGAGAGAGUGGGACAACAAAACACAAACUAUAGUGCAUGUGAAGGAGGAAAAAAGCCCGAGUAGGAUUCAGCAAACUGAGAAGGCGGCCUCGGUGUCGUCAGCAACAGUAUCCUGCCCUUUCUCUGACAGCAAAAUACGCGUUAUGGACACAUAAUUUCUCCAGUGCUGCACCACGGACAGUUUUUGGAGCAGGCCGGGGACGUUGAACAGUCUAAAUGUGGGUGACAUUGAUGCCAAAUCCGCAUGUCAAACGAGGGAUCUAGACUAGUUUAGUUUAUUUAUUUAUUUUUCUUUCUACAUACCCCCCCAACCCCCCUUCCACCUCCACUUCUUCUUCUUCUUCUUCCACCUCCUCCUCCUCCUCCUGCCCCUGGACCCCCUUUUUUCUUUUUUCUUGCGGGAAGAUGGGUUGUUUGGGCAACAGUAAGACCGAAGACCAGAGAAAUGAGGAGAAGGCACAAAGAGAAGCAAACAAAAAGAUAGAGAAGCAGCUCCAAAAAGACAAACAGAUAUACAGAGCAACACACAGACUACUGCUUUUAGGAGCUGGAGAGUCAGGAAAGAGCACCAUAGUGAAACAGAUGAGGAUCCUACACGUUAACGGCUUCAAUGCAGAAGAGAAGAAACAGAAAAUUCAGGACAUCAAGAAUAAUAUUAAAGAGGCUAUUGAGACCAUAGUAACAGCUAUGAGCACCCUGACACCGCCGGUGCAGUUGGCGUGCCCAGAGAACCGGUACCGCAUCGAAUACAUCCUCAACCUCGUCAACCAGAAGGACUUUGAGUUUCCAUCUGAGUUCUACGAGCAUGCGAAGACACUGUGGCAGGAUGAGGGGGUCAGGGCGUGCUACGAGAGAUCCAACGAAUACCAGCUAAUCGACUGUGCACAAUACUUUCUAGACAAGAUCGACAUUGUGAAACAGAGUGAUUACACUCCAACAGAUCAGGAUUUGCUGCGGUGCAGAGUACUGACAUCAGGAAUCUUCGAGACAAGAUUCCAAGUGGACAAAGUUAAUUUCCAUAUGUUCGAUGUUGGCGGUCAAAGAGACGAACGCCGGAAAUGGAUUCAGUGCUUUAAUGAUGUAACGGCCAUCAUCUUUGUGGUGGCCAGUAGCAGUUACAACAUGGUGAUCAGAGAGGACAAUCAGACCAACCGUUUACAGGAAGCCCUCAACCUGUUCAAGAACAUCUGGAACAACAGGUGGCUGCGGACCAUUUCUGUCAUCUUGUUCCUAAAUAAACAGGACCUGCUAGCAGACAAGGUGCUGGCAGGGAAGUCCAAAAUCGAGGAGUACUUUCCUGAAUUUGCUCGCUACACCACACCUGACGAUGCGACACCAGAGGCUGGAGAAGAUCCACGUGUCACAAGGGCAAAGUACUUCAUAAGAGAUGAAUUCUUGAGGAUUAGCACAGCAAGCGGGGACGGGAGGCACUACUGUUACCCCCACUUCACCUGCGCUGUUGACACGGAAAACAUCAAACGUGUCUUCAACGACUGUCGAGACAUCAUCCAGCGGAUGCACCUGCGGCAGUACGAGCUGUUGUGAUGGGAGAAGAAAGGUGUUCGGACAAAAACGCAAAAACACAUCGGACAAUGAAAAACCCUGAACCACGAGUCUCUGAACUCCCCUCUUCCACAGAAGUGUGUUAGCUCUUGUGAAGGAACGGGGGCCAAAACACACACACAGACACAGACACACACUAACAGUAAACACACCCUGAACACAAAACUUCCCCUGAUGCAAACUCCCUACCUGCAGCAGACAGAGCUAUUUUGAUGGAAGGGCUUGAGGGGAUAACACAUAAACGGACUCUGAUCUCCACCUUCAGCCAUACUCCCAGCUCCUCACCCUUUGACAUCAUGUAUCGUCCCCAUACACAUUGCCUUCACCUUUCUAGGAACCCCAAGUGGCCCACUCUGGACGGUAUUUCCUGCAGUGAGGAGGGAUUGUUGAAUUCGGGGUGAAAACUGAAAGAGCUACUACUUCAGUGCAACUUGGAAAGAGAAAACUGUUGAAUUACUGCAAAUAGAGACUAAACAUGUCACAACAGAUCAGCUGAACACUGUAUCUAAUAAAAAACACAAGCACUGUGCUCAGGACUUGACUCAAACCAUGUACAUCAGUCCUUCCUAUCACUUACACACAUCCAUGAAUUCAACCACAGGAUCUGCUUACACACAGAAACGUAUCACACCGGCUUUUUACUGGACUGCACAACCCGGGUGGAUCAGGCUCGUUGAGCUGUCAACACAGUGCUUUGAGAUUAAACGGACUGAGCAACGGACUCGCGCGUUACCACAGACUAAGCAGACCAGGGGCGUGUUGUGAACGGUCGGGCUGCAGGGGGACCGGGAUUCACAAAAACGGGACAGAGCCGACUCCGAUGUGAAUUUCUCUAAUGGAGACCAGACACGUUUGAUAGGGAUGACGACGACAGUCCCUCGACUUCUCCACAGAACUGUUUUGCCGCCUGACUUUGCCUUGUAGGUUGUGGAGCAAAACGUGAGGAGGAUAUAUUGAGUUUAAAACAAAAAGAAACAAAAAAAAAAAGGCCAACUUUUAUGGAACUUAACUAAUGGAGGGCAGAAAGCAUCCUUCUACAGUACAGUACCAUAAGUUAAAGAGAACUCUCAUCUUGUCAUGAUUGACCCUGUUUUACUGUCUCCACAGCUGUUUUUGUCUGUGUAGACUUUUGUGCCAUUGUGCCCUGUGCGCUCUCUUUAUCUUUACUCUUUCUGUCUCUGUCAUUCUCUCCUCCCUCCACCCCGUUCUCUCUCCUCUGACCAUUUCACUCUCCAUCUUCACAGUUCUCCCCUUCAUCUCUCUCAGAUUUUCUCCUUCACUGCCCCUCCUCCCCACCACCACCCUCCCAUCUGCACUUGUACCUUCCGGCAGUGCUAUUUUGUUGAAAGAGAAAAUAAAAUAUAAUAAUCCUGGAAUAUAAAAAAGAAAAUGAUGACAACAACAAACAGGACACUAUUUUUUUGUUUUUAACUUAUCUGGUCAAACAGCCUGCUCGCACAUCCCUGCCAUUCCUCCCUCUGUCAUUGCUCCAUCUUUCCUCUUCUCUCCUCCUUCCCCCCGACCUCUUGCUCCCUUUGUAUGUCUGUCUUUACUUUACUGCUGAACUAUUAUUCUUGUACAGACUGUAAAAUGUAUUAUUUUGUACAACUUUAUUGAAAAAAAAAUAACUUUUAGAAGAUCCCUGUGCCUUGAUCACGACUGUACGUGUGUAAUGAGCUAAAGUGGGUGUCAUACUGCGCUGUAUAGCUUGGCCAAUCCCCCCCAACUCCCUGCCUCCCUCGCCACUUCCUUCUCUCUCUCUCUCUCUCUCUCUCUCUCUCUCUCUCUCACUUUCUUUAUUUCUCUCUCUCUCUGUCUCUUUGUCUGUCUUCUCUUUCUCUGUCUCUCCCCUCAGGGACAGAGGACCACCAUUCGUAGCUUUUGCAGUUUUAUUUCUCUUCCCUAUCCCUCCAUUCUCUCUUUAUGAUUUAAAUGUCUAUUUUUGGAUCCAUAUACCCCAAAAAGAUAAAUAUAUGAAAUGUAUAUGGGUUUUAAAAAAGUAUUUUAUUAGAAUCAAAUGAACCUUGACAAAUUGUACACUUGAUAGUGUGCGUAUUGCUAUAACUUAAAUCCUUUCAACUGAAGUUGUGUUCAGGUUUCUUUUGUUUUCUUCCAUUGACAUCUGCAAAGGACAUUUUGAAGGGUUAAAGAGGAGAUCACAGAUGCAAAACGUUGCUUGUUUCUACACAAAUCUUAGUCUUUUGCUAAGAAGGGCCAAAAAGACAACAAAAGAAAGUAAUUUCACUCUAUUUUCUGAUGGGGGGGGGGUCCUCCUUCCUUGCCUUGCACAGCAGAGGCGGCCUGUACAGUAUUAGCAUCGCUCUCAUUUCAGUGCCCUAGUCUUCAUUUAAUGUGUACAUCAAAUUAUGGGUCUCUACUUUCUGAACAGAAGCUCUAAGAAAUAAAGGUUUUUUUUUGGUGCA